GGAGCGCUCAGUGUCUGACCAUGUCUGGUCGGGGCAAGGGCGGUAAGGGGCUCGGCAAAGGAGGCGCCAAGCGCCACCGCAAGGUGCUGCGCGACAACAUCCAGGGCAUCACCAAGCCGGCCAUCCGCCGCCUGGCUCGGCGCGGSGGCGUCAAGCGCAUCUCGGGGCUCAUCUACGAGGAGACGCGCGGUGUGCUCAAGGUGUUCCUGGAGAAYGUGAUUCGCGACGCYGUCACCUACACCGAGCACGCCAAGAGGAAGACUGUCACGGCCAUGGACGUGGUCUACGCUCUCAAGCGCCAGGGWCGYACUCUCUACGGCUUCGGCGGCUAAAUUCURUUYCYGCUACAGCUUAACGCUUUCAGAACACAAAGGCUCUUUUCAGAGCCACCCACCUUYUCCUUUAAAGAGCUGUGUUACUUYUACGAGUAUUUACCAUAAAACAAUGAUGUAAUUUUAAAACCUCAACAAUAUCAAUAAGAGAAAUACAAGAUUUUGCUAUUAUAAAAUGCUGUUAAAUGCACAAGUUCGUGGGUAACGGGGAAGUUGUCUUUGCCUCGUGAGAYCAGUUUUUUCUUUCAUGUUCUACAUUCUCAUUAAAAUGACUAUAUGUUAUGAAACGAAAAGCUUGGUUUUUWAAUUUU
Molecule: messenger RNA, 643 nt
Organism: Malurus melanocephalus (red-backed fairy wren)
Lineage: Eukaryota; Metazoa; Chordata; Aves; Passeriformes; Maluridae
Product: histone H4
Exons: 1
Coding region: 21-332 (103 amino acids)
Biological process (GO): nucleosome assembly
Cellular component (GO): nucleosome
Molecular function (GO): structural constituent of chromatin; protein heterodimerization activity; DNA binding
Source: RefSeq, a predicted model, not a curated record